Molecule: messenger RNA, 3333 nt
Organism: Solea senegalensis (Senegalese sole)
Lineage: Eukaryota; Metazoa; Chordata; Actinopteri; Pleuronectiformes; Soleidae
Product: protein FAM124B
Exons: 7
Coding region: 146-1822 (558 amino acids)
Cellular component (GO): nucleoplasm
Source: RefSeq, a predicted model, not a curated record
CAGAAGCAGCAGCAGGAGGAGGAGGAGGAAGAUGAGGAAGAAGCUGUGGAAACAAGUCGACCAGGAUGAAUUCACCCUCAGCCCCAAGUGUUGCUCCAAACACGCUUGAAAUGUGUGGCCGAAAUGUGAGAGUGUGAAGCGGGGGAUGUUUCAGGGAGCGGGGCUGUUGAAGAGAGCCGACCAUGAGAACGUGGACUCCGGGGCUGAAUCUGACUGCAGCAGGAUGUCGUCAUCAUCGUCGUCUUCAUCAUCUGUCAUUGAGCUCAUGACCAAGCGGGUCAGGCCACAGCGACAGCCGCAGCUACUGCCCAUGAAUUUACAUCUGCUGGCAAACCCAGGAGACUCGCUGCUGCUGCAGCACUCCCUGGAUCGCCUGCUGCGCUGGCUCUGCCCGAGCCUCCGCAUCUUCCAUGUUUCAGAAAGGGCCUCGCCGUUCAGGAGUUACACCCGCCUCUGUCCUGUGGCAGGCUCCCCUUCCUUGGCCAUCACUUUCUUUCUCCAUGAGGCCUACGGAGAGGAACGAAUUCUCAAAGUUCUGGACUUCUUUCAAAGACCUCCCUGGCAGUAUCAUCACACUGAGAGCUGCGGCGGCCGAACAGGAGUUAUUCACAUUACUUCAUCCACAAGCUCCACUGCCAAUGCCCCGCUGCGGCCCUACCUCCUGCCCAGCAGAGACUUCUAUAGUUUGGGUGCAGGGAUGCCUGUGUGGGGUGUCAGACCAGUGCACUGUGGAGGAGAAAUACUACGUGUGACACUGUACAGUGGAUAUGACAACUAUGAGGAUGCUGUUCGGCUGUAUGAGAUGGUGUUGCAGCGACAGGCAGAGGAGCAGAAGACAGGAUUCUGCUGGUUCACACUUCACACAGAGCCAGGGUUGUGCCUACAGCUGGCUUUGAAGCAGUUGACUCCAGGGGUUCGGGUGGAGCCUUGUAGCUCUGCCGUGCUACAGUUUAGUGUGGAUGAAAUUGGCCAACUGGUCCCACUGCUGCCUAACCCCUGCACACCCAUCAGCAGUACACGCUGGCAGACAGAAGACCUGGAUGGCAACAAGGUUCUCUUCCAGGUGAAAACCCCAGCUCAGCCUCAGCGACCUCUGACCUGUGCUUUCCCCCUGACCUGCCCCAGUGUAUCCCCUCGGGGAAUGCAGCUAAGGAGCUUGGGUUACGGCCACAGCCCAUCGCCCUGCAGCCUCACUACUCCCCUGCCUUGGCAAACACACAAGCAAGCUCACAAACUGGAGAAGCUCCAUGGAGGAGUGGGAGGAGGUGGAGCAGAGAGCUUUGGAUCAGGGAGCUGCUGCAGCACGCCUCCAGGCAGCUCAUGUUACUCAUCCCAGCACAGUAGCCCCGCCCCACCUUCAUCCUCCAAUCAACCCGACUCUCCUCUGCACCCCUCCAUUGCCCAUUCUCUCUCCUGUCUCCUUCUGGAAGAGGACGAGGAGGAGCCAGAGACCAACGUGGACACAGGAGUUCCCGUUUCGCCUUGUUCUAACACGACAGUCAAAGCAAUCACUCGCUCUUCCUCCACAGACCUUUUAAUGACUUUCCAGUCUGAGAGAGCCGCAGCUGUUGGCACGUCAGCUGUUGAGAGUCUGGCCAAGGAGUUGAGAGAGUGUCUGCCACGGACUCACACACAGUCUCUGGGCCUCCCCAGGACGUGGGGCGCUGCUUGUCAUACAGAUAAAGCUGGGGAGCGCCGUGGCAACAGGACUGUGGCCGCAGGACAGAGCCUGUCCAAAGGUUCAGUAGUAGAGAGGACUACCACUGACCUGCUGUCAACAUACACAAACAACCAGGAGCCAGCAGAUGAGUUCUUCAUCUGAACUCCUGCCCCUGUGCCACAGACUCUGCUAAAAAAAAUCUAAAACAUAUCAUGAAGAAGAGAAAAGGUGGACAUGUAGUGUGACAAAAGAGCAGUGCUCUGAAACAUGGAGGAAACCAAAGUUCAUCAGCAGGAGACACUUUUCACUUAAGUGUAUUCAUUCUCACUGGUUUGACUACACAGUAAACAGUUCAAUCCUGUAAAGAAAGCAGCACAAGGUGAGUGAUGUAUAAGAUAAGAUGCAGGUAAUAACGGUGUUGAAUGUCCAAAUUUACUUUAUAAUAUUAAGAUCACACUAAUGAUUUGUGCAGCUAUUAAUGAAGUUAACAUGUAGCCCUGUGAAUAGCACACAUGGAGGUAAUGUAUUGUAUGUACGUGUUACUGUCAGGACUCUGAUGCCAGUCUUGGUUCCUGUAGCAUUACUCAGCUAGGAAAACUAAUAUUUGAUUUUUAGAUAGAUGAUGAAGGAAGCCUUUGAUUGUGAUUAGAAAUCUGCCAAAUAUCCACUGCAGCACUGUCAAUUUGUUACAGAGCUACAAUUGGAUAGUAAAGUAAGUAAUAGUAAACAUAUAGUCUUUUGAUUGCAUUUGUUUAAUGCACUUCAAAUUAACUUGUGUUCUAAUAUUUAAAUGCUGUAAAGUAGAAGUGGUGGACUAGAUCUGGCCAAUUUACUGUAUUAAAGAAAACUGAAUUUUCUCAGAUGGUUAUUUUCUCCUGUUGACAGGGUUUCCUAAAGAACCUUUCAAGGGAAUAUGUGGCAAAUUAACCGCUCUUAUGUCUGUUUCUCAAACGGCCCAAACAGAAGUGAUAGUUACGGUAGAGGCUACAGUAAGAUAACAGAAUCAGUUGAUCCAAGUGAAAACAGUAAAUCCAGUAUUGGAUGGAUCACUUACAGCAGAUUGUAGCCAAACACUAUAAAAUAUAAGAUAAUGUUGUAUGAGGUAAAUGGAAAAAUGUAAUAAUUAAAUGUCACUCUUUUGCCUUUUCAUAAAAAUGCUCAGUAUGACAUGACAGUACAGUAACAACAUGGAAAUAGUAUGGUAAUCAUUUUGUAAUAGGGAUGAUAUAUUAUGAGCAUCUGGUUUCUAAUGCAGCAUCCCAGCUGUUUGUGCUGCAUAAUUGAAAACAUAUUUGAUCUCACAUGUCUUCCAUUGCUCUUCCCAAUUUCUAAAUGAUUAACAUAUUGUUCCUGUACUGCAAUAUGAAGUGUUACCACAUGUACAACAGGUGACCCACAAUGUGACUAUUCACUUGUGCUGGAUGUGGUUUGCUUGAUCAAACGCAUGUGAUUUAAGGUGAUACAGUACAUACUGGUCAACAUGCAGGGCAGCUCGAAGAUGAACGACUUUGUUAAACUGUUUACUGUUAAUGUGUGUUAACUGGAAAAAAAAGGAAGUUUGUUAGUCUGGAAGCUUUAGCUUUGACAUUUAAUAUUUUCAAACUGUUCAGUGAUGCAGAGAAAUGUCUUCAAACGUAGUAUCUAAAAACACUUGAAUAAAAUGGUUAAUGCUG